CUCUCUCCCUCCCCCUCCCCUGUUCAUUAUCUUCUCUCACGGCCGUUGGCGGGCGGCGGCGGCGGCGGCGCAGAGCUACGAGGGCGGUGGCGGCGCGGAGCUGCGAAAUCGACGACUACGGCGGCAGCGGCUGCGUGGAGCUGUAAGGGCGGCGGCUGCGGCGGCGGCGUGGAGCUGCGAGGGCAGUGGCGGCGGGGAGCUGGUGCGAGGGCGGCAGCUGCGGCAUCGGCGGCGCGGAGCUGCGAAAUCGACAGCUACGGCGGCAGCGUAGAGCUGCGAGGGCGGCUGCGGUUGCGUGGAGCUGCGAGGGCGGCGGCUGCGGUGGCGGCGUGGAGCCGCGAGGGCGGUGGCGGCGGGGAGUUGGUGCGAGGGCGGCGACGCUGCGAAUCACGAGCUUGUUGCCUCGCUCAGAAGUGGCCGACCUCGCCGGAGCCAUACGCGCGGGGAGGAGUCAUCCCUAUGCGCUCGCGCCGCCACCGCUUGGUCGAGGACGAGGUCGAGCUCAAGCUCUACAUCCGCCGCCGCCUCGUCGAGCUUGAGUUCCUCAUCCCCAAGCAGCUCGAGUUCCACCGGCGAGCUCGAACAUGGAGAAGAUGGAGUUAUGGAGCUCCUGGAGCCGGCAGAAGAGGUAGACCUUUGAGCUCGUGCUCGCCGGCGGUCGGCACGGAAGGGAAGGCUGGGGAUGUGCUUGAGCUCCGUCGCCGCAACGAGUCCCCUGCUCCACGGCCACCGAUCUCCUGCUCAGCUCCACCGCUGCUCUCUGUCUGGGAGGAAGAAGGAUAGAGAAAGAAAGGGAAGAGGAGAUGGGGGAAGAAGUGGCCACUAACGUGUGGCUCUAAUUUUUAUUUUUAGUUUUAUUUGCUGAGUAGACUUCCACAUCAUUGCCACAUAGAUGAAAACCAGCUGAAAAACCACUUGAGGGUGUAAAGUGAACGGUAUUGAAAGUUGGAGGGGGUGAAAUAUCUGGUUUUAAAGUUUUGGGUGUAUUUUAGACAAGACAAAUAGUUGGAGGGUGUAAAAUGGACUUAUCCCUAUAAUGUAUGACAAGUGGGUCUCACUAUUUUUUAAAAAAUAAAAUGCUGACUGAAUUACCACGUGUA
Molecule: messenger RNA, 1100 nt
Organism: Oryza sativa Japonica Group (Japanese rice)
Lineage: Eukaryota; Viridiplantae; Streptophyta; Magnoliopsida; Poales; Poaceae
Source: RefSeq, a predicted model, not a curated record